UACAAAUGUUGAACGAACAUCAGCUUUAAAUUUAGAUGGUGAACAAGGUCGAACAAUAAAACAAAUUUCAAUAAAUGAUAAACGAGAUUUACGUGUACAAUUUUCAACAGUCUGA
Molecule: messenger RNA, 115 nt
Organism: Rotaria sp. Silwood2
Lineage: Eukaryota; Metazoa; Rotifera; Eurotatoria; Philodinida; Philodinidae
Source: the annotation of a GenBank genome assembly